Penicillium concentricum is the source of this 2187-nucleotide messenger RNA. RefSeq lists its product as uncharacterized. Gene Ontology annotation, biological process: protection from non-homologous end joining at telomere; interstrand cross-link repair; double-strand break repair via nonhomologous end joining. The transcript is spliced from 8 exons. The record is from RefSeq and is a predicted model, not a curated record. NCBI's taxonomy places the organism in Eukaryota, Fungi, Ascomycota, Eurotiomycetes, Eurotiales, Aspergillaceae. Gene Ontology annotation, molecular function: damaged DNA binding; 5'-3' DNA exonuclease activity. The coding region runs from base 1 to 2187 and encodes 728 amino acids.
AUGUCGACCUUUGAUGGUAUUAUAGAAGAGUUUCCCGAGAUUCGCAUUGACUAUUUUCGGAAAUGUCCCGAGCGACCAGCGCCACUGGCUUGCUUCCUUAGCCAUGUGCAUAGCGAUCAUUUACAGGGCCUAGAGUCCUUUCGGACAUCCUUUAUCUACUGCUCGCCGGCCACGCGAGAGCUGCUCCUCCGGAUUGAAAAAUAUCCCCAUCGGAUGAACUUUAAUAAAGGCAUCUUGGAGUCACGCCGACUGCACUAUAAGCAUCUUGCCAAGCUUCUGCGCCCAAUUCCACUGAAUACCCCAACGGAAAUUGAGCUCACCCCCCGACGUCGUAUCAAGGUGACAUUGUUUGAUGCCAACCAUUGCACUGGGGCUGUGAUGUUUCUAAUUGAAGGCGACGGGAAGGCAAUCAUCUACACAGGUGACAUUCGAGCCGAAACAUGGUGGGUAAGCAGCUUGGUCCGCCACCCAAUAUUAAUACCGUAUACUCUGGGCCAGAAACGGCUGGAUAAGUUGUAUCUAGACUCUACCUUUGCAAGCAAGACAAAUCCAUUCCGCGAGUUCCCUUCCAAAGCCGAGGGAUUGUCUGAGCUGCUGCAGAAAGUCCAGGCUUAUCCUGAUGAUACAGUUUUCUACUUCCGUGCGUGGACCUUCGGCUACGAGGAUGUCUGGAUAGCGCUCUCAGCUGCGCUUAACACAAAGAUUCAUGUGGACCGUUACCAGAUGGGACUUUAUCGGUCUCUGAUCCAGACUCCAGGAAAUAGAGGAGUCAGCGAAGCUCCUGCCCUCUGUGGCUUUGAGCUGGGAAACAAAGCUGUAGCAGGCUGCCUCAGCAACAGCGAAUCAAGUCGAAUCCACAGCUGUGAGCCUGGAGUAUCGUGCUCGGCAGCUCGCGGCACUAACACGGUCUAUAUUGUACCUAUUGUGAAUCGCACCACCGGUGGUGCGGAAAUCCCUGAGGUCGGCGCGGGCGGUGGUAUUGGGGAUCUGUACCAAACACAUGAACUCGAGCUGCCAGAUGAAUCUGCACUUGCUGAGUUGGAGAAGCUGUGUCUCAAACACGUCCAGGACAAACAAGCCCUUUCUCAGGUGCGAAGUGCCCUUCUGGAUGCGUUCCGGUCGAGAAAGAAAGCACUCUCGCUUGAUACAUACGGCGUGAAGGACGAGGGCGAAAUUUCAUUGAAGAAUCUGGUGACCGCUCUAAGCCACGGUCCAUCUGAUACCGCUAGUCGAUCAUCUCAGCCAGAUCUGCCUACCACGAUACGAUUCCCCUAUUCACGACACUCUUCCUACUCCGAACUAUGUGAACUCAUAGCUGCCUUCCGGCCCAAGGAUAUUCAUCCAUGCACCGUGGAUCCAACGACCUGGAACGAAAACGUCUCCGUCAGACGUUUGUUCGGUCACCUCUGUUCAGGAAACAAUUUUUCGCAUGACACUCACAUGCGGCAGACUCUAACUACUGAUGUCGAUAACGAGGGAGAUCUGCGGGCAAGAAAAAGAGCCCGAUACGACAUGGACCUCUCCACACAGUCCACACAAGAAACCAGUAGUGGCAUUGAAGAUUUUAGUCUUGGUACCGCCGAUGCAAGCCAGCUUCAUGAUCAGAAGCAGGACCCUCUACAUCAUUUGAGUCAAUCUGAAGAGACAGCCAGAGUUAAGCGCAACGAAAUCCGACAAGCACACCGCUAUCUUCAAGAGCAUCCAGAACCUGGGCUCUUCCAGGUCAAUCCUCUCCCGUCUACAUGGCCGGCAGAAAAAGAAGACAGUUUCGAUCCGGCCAGUGACGAGAGAAGUGAAGAAGAUGAUACGCUCAUACCUGACCAGUCGGGUUUAGAACCUCCGGCGACAGGACUCCGACUCAGGUCCGAACAAAGCACAUCUACAAAAAUCAUUGACCUAACUAGCGAUGGUAUGACGUCUCCUCGUCCAAUCACCCAACAAACAGAAAGUCAACACACAGACGUACUUUCUCUCUCCAUCUCCGAGUCAGCAUUUGACUCUCCGGACCAAAAUUCCGUUGAAAAUGGGCUACGGGAUCCGGCGCGAGGAGAAGAAAUAGUGAAUCGCUCACGCCGUGCGCGUGUUGCUGCUUACCUAGCUGCUCGCGAAGGUACUUUCUCUGCGUGGACAGAUGUAUCGCUUGUUUCGGCGGGUGAUAAUCAUGGUGAGGAGGAGAUUGAGCUAUGA